Messenger RNA from Micromonas commoda, 718 nucleotides. RefSeq names its product flagellar basal body component. Gene Ontology annotation, cellular component: MKS complex. The coding region runs from base 25 to 615 and encodes 196 amino acids. Gene Ontology annotation, biological process: cilium assembly. The transcript is spliced from 2 exons. Lineage: Eukaryota; Viridiplantae; Chlorophyta; Mamiellophyceae; Mamiellales; Mamiellaceae. The record is from RefSeq and is a predicted model, not a curated record.
GCGCGGUAGAGAAGACCGGGAACCAUGGCGAAGGCAGAGGCGAGCUUUUUCACCGUCAUCGUGACGGGACAGAUCGAAUUCGCGGACAUUCCGAGCUGCGACAACGCGUACUGCAAGUACGCCAUCGUGCACGGCGACGACUGGACCCACCUGGACGGCCCGGAGGACGGCAUCUCGCAGAUCACGCGCAAGACCUCGAGCGGCCCGGAGCAGAAGCUCGUGUGGAACUUCCCGGUGGAGGUGACGUACAAGGCGACGAACGCCUUUGGCUGGCCGCAGCUCAUCUUGAGCGUGUACGAGAUCGACGCCAUGGGCCGCGACAUCAUCAAGGGGUACGGAUGCGUCCACCUGCCCAUCGCCAGCGGUAACUUCGUCCGCACCGUCCCGCUCUACAAACCUCUGUCCGCGUCCAUCGCGCAGCAGUUCAUCAACUGGGCCACGGGGCGACCGGCGGAGUUCAGCAACCCGAAGUUCCCGGCGAUGGGCGAGGGGAGGGAGGUGACGAGGGUGCAGUCGACGGGCCACGCGUCCGUGGCGCUCAACGUCAUCACCAAGGACAUGGCCACCUUUGGGUACUCCGAGGCGAAGGGCGCCGCCGUGAGAGUCGCCAUCUGAUGAGUCGCCAUCUGACGAGACGAGGGGACAGAGGAGGGGGGACGAACACGAGACAUGUAGCUAAUGUUAUAAAAAGGGGGCGAAGAAGACGUCGCGCGUUCGU